AUGGGAAUGUGGCCCGAAGGGUUACAAAUGGACCAAGAAAUCCUGCUUGACGCAGGAGCUCAACUACAUCGAUUGAAGAUGUUUCCGUACUUCGACAUCGCUCAUUACAUCUUGAUGAUUUGUGAAGUGCGCGACGAUUUGGCAUCAUCAGCUGGCCUGUUCUCUCGUAAGCAUCCGCUCUCUUGCUGGUUGUCUUCGAUGUUGAUGUGCUUCGCCGAUUCUUUCCUGGCCAACUUCCUGCUCGGCGAACCAGUAAUUGCACCAUUCAAACGACACGACGAUAUUCUUCUGGCUACGAUUGUGUGGUACUUAGUCUUUUAUGCACCUUUUGAUGGUGUAUAUAAACUCUCGAAAGUUUUACCUGUAAAAUGUGUACUGUCGGUGAUGAAAGAGGUCAAAAGGGCAUACAAGGUUACCCAUGGAGUUUCACAUGCAGCCAAGCUUUACCCGAGUUCCUACAUCGUCCAGAUCUUGGUAGGAACUGCAAAGGGAGCUGGAUCUGGCAUUUUGAAGACAGUAGAACAGCUUGUGCGCGGUGUGUGGCUUCCAAAUCACAAUGAAGCUCUUCGACCUACCUUCGCAACCAAAGCCUGUCUGGUAGCAUCGAUAAUCUUGUCCUUGGAAAAGAAUAGCGUUUACAUCACUGCACCGCACGAUAUUGUUUAUCUGGUAAGUAUUUUUUGCAUUUUUUAGAA
This is a messenger RNA of Cylicostephanus goldi, 695 nucleotides long. Lineage: Eukaryota; Metazoa; Nematoda; Chromadorea; Rhabditida; Strongylidae. The record is from the annotation of a GenBank genome assembly.